AUGACUUCUGACUCAGUAAUUAGGAACGAGAAUGAAGCUACGGAAACCACACCCUUGAUACACUUUCAACAGCAUCCCAUCCUGUCAACACCAAAUACCGCUCAAGGGGAUGUUCCUUACAAUGAAUACCAUACAAUUGACUGGCUUCAAGACCUUAUGAAAGACAGCCAAAGGCGCGAUGUUUCAGGUCUGAACGUCCGCUACGGAAUCCGUUACCGCAUCGCUGAACUCUGGGUUGCCUCGCAAGGAUGGUUCGCUGCAUUUGCUAUUGGUCUUCUCACAGCAUCUGUCGCAGCUGUGGUGGACAUUAGUGUUGAGACAGUAGCGGACUGGAAAGACGGAUAUUGUAUCAGAAACCCGCUUCUUAGCCGUCGAGCAUGCUGUGCCUUUGAGGAGACAUGUCAGGGUUGGAAACCAUGGACGGAGAGCUAUGCAUUUGCAUACGUUAUCUACGUGGGCUCUGCACUGGCUUUUGGUAUCAUCGCUGGAAGUGUCACCAUGACCACAAAGUCAACCCUAACCUCGGUUGCCCCCGAGAACGAAAGCUCAGAGACGAAAACGUCAGAUCAAGUUGGAAAAAGUGGCGGAAAAACUAUGUACAUGGCUGCAGGAAGUGGCAUACCUGAGAUCAAAACAGUUCUCUUAGGUUUCUCCAUUCCUCAUCUCUUCGACCUCAAAGUCCUUAUCGUCAAAGCGGUCGGAGCAACUUUCGCUGUCGCAACUGGAAUGUGUUUAGGAAAAGAAGGGCCCUUUGUACACAUAUCAGCCUGCGUUGGGUAUCUCGUCACCAUCUGCUUCCCAAAGUACGCCAACGAUCAGCGGAAGUUGAGGGAAAUGCUCAGCGUGGCCUGUUCAGCGGGAUUGUCUGUUGCAUUUGGUGCUCCAAUUGGCGGUGUUCUGUUCAGCUAUGAGGAGAUCAGCACUCAUUUCCCUCGUCGCGUCCUUUGGCGAAGUUGUCUUUGCUCUGUUGUUGCUGCAGCUGUCUUGAAGGAACUCAACCCUACUGGGACAGGCAAGCUUGUUCUUUUUGAGACGAAUUAUGGUGUCGACUAUGAUGCUCUCCAUUACUUUGUUUUUAUCAUCCUUGGGAUCUGCGGCGGUAUUUUUGGUGGUGUAUUCUGCAGAGCCAACUUUCUCUGGGCCAAGUCAUUCCGACAGAUUCCUCUCAUCAAGAAUAGCCCUGUGUUUGAGCUGGCGCUUGUCACACUGGUAACUGCCGUGCUUCAGUUUCCCAACGUUUUGAUCAGAGAAACAGGAGAUAUUGUCAUGCAGCGACUUCUGGUUGACUGUAAUGACGUCGAAGAGGACUGGAUCUGUCAACAAGAGGCUAAACUUACCGGCAAGGGAACAUACUACGCAUGGUUGAUCUCUGGGACGUUCGUAAAGCUCCUUCUGACAACUAUCACCUUUGGCUGCAAAGUCCCAUCUGGCAUUAUCAUCCCCGCCAUGGACGCUGGUGCCCUCUUCGGUCGGACGAUCGGUCAACUUAUUCCCGACAUCUCACCAGGUGUUUUCGCCAUGGUCGGGUCAGCAGCGUUUCUAGCUGGAGUCAGCAGAAUGACUGUCAGUUUGGCUGUCAUCAUGUUUGAACUCACGGGGGAGGUUAAUUUCAUUCCUCCGUUUAUGAUCGCUAUCCUUACAGCCAAAUGGGUAGCUGAUGCUAUUAGUGCUGAUGGUGUUUAUGACUUGGCCCAGCAUUUGCAGGGACACCCUUUCUUGGACGCUGAAGUGGCUAUCAAAAGAGUCAGAGAAUAUAGGGACAAUGAGGGUAGCGCAACGGUAGAUGUACUCAUUCCUUCAAAAGAUGUAGUCGGCGACGUGAUUGUGUCUGUUGGGCCUGACUAUCGAGUCGCUGCUUCAAUCCUUCGAAGUAAAUUGUCACAGCUUCAGAACAAAGGCUUGACCGACUCUGGUCUUGUAUUCAUCAACGAAUCGGGGAUUUGUCAUGGAUAUAUCACGCAGACCAAAUUGCAAACUGCACUACAAUUGAUCGAAAAGACGGAUGGUAUUGAAGAGUCUUCAGAGGUGUCAAUUCUUGAAGCAGGAUUGGCAGAGGCCAUCGACAGGAGCCCAUUAACCGUACCCUCUAAAGCACCUUUGGAGUAUGCAGUGGAGCUAUUUGGCAAGUUGGGCGUUAGCUACUUGGUCGUUACACAGGAGGAUACAGCGAUGGUGUUGGGAGUAAUCACAACUAAGCAACUGCUGUUGUUUUUAGAUAGAUACAGGUAG
This is a messenger RNA of Fusarium venenatum, 2229 nucleotides long. RefSeq names its product chloride channel. Gene Ontology annotation, cellular component: Golgi apparatus; plasma membrane; early endosome. Gene Ontology annotation, biological process: transmembrane transport; chloride transport. Gene Ontology annotation, molecular function: voltage-gated chloride channel activity. The record is from RefSeq and is a predicted model, not a curated record. NCBI's taxonomy places the organism in Eukaryota, Fungi, Ascomycota, Sordariomycetes, Hypocreales, Nectriaceae.